Balaenoptera ricei (Rice's whale) is the source of this 793-nucleotide messenger RNA. RefSeq names its product myosin light chain 7 (gene MYL7). The coding region runs from base 189 to 719 and encodes 176 amino acids. Gene Ontology annotation, cellular component: cytoplasm; myofibril. Gene Ontology annotation, molecular function: calcium ion binding. The transcript is spliced from 6 exons. Lineage: Eukaryota; Metazoa; Chordata; Mammalia; Artiodactyla; Balaenopteridae. Gene Ontology annotation, biological process: heart contraction; cardiac muscle tissue development. The record is from RefSeq and is a predicted model, not a curated record.
UGAAGGUCGCCAGGAACGUGGCUGGAAUCUGCUCGGGGGCCCUGUCCUCCCCCAGCCCAGGCAGAGGCUGCCAAGUUUGGGCCUAUCCUCUCCUCCUGUCCUUAUUUGGUGCGCUCCAGGUGAUAAGGCUGAGACAUAAAGGGGGCUGUGGGCCCCUCGCAGCAACUAGGCUGCUGCAGAGAGAGACGAUGGCCAGCAGGAAGGCGGGGACACGGGGCAAGACUGCGGCCACCAAGCAGGCCCAGCGAGGCUCUUCCAACGUCUUUUCCAUGUUUGAGCAAGCCCAGAUCCAGGAGUUCAAGGAAGCCUUCAGCUGCAUCGACCAGAAUCGUGACGGCAUCAUCUGCAAGUCGGACCUCCGAGAGACCUACUCCCAGCUGGGGAAGGUGAAUGUUCCAGAAGAGGAGCUAGAUGCCAUGCUGCAGGAAGGGAAGGGGCCCAUCAACUUCACUGUCUUCCUCACACUAUUUGGAGAGAAGCUCAACGGGACAGACCCCGAGGAAGCCAUCCUGAGCGCCUUCCGCCUGUUUGAUCCCAGCGGCAAGGGCGUGGUGAACAGGGACGAGUUCAAGCAGCUUCUCCUGACCCAGGCAGACAAGUUCUCUCUGGCCGAGGUGAAGACUCUGGCUCCUUCAACACCCCUCCAGGCCCCUUCGCAGGGCCCCCACCCCGCAGGGCCCUGGGGAGGUCUCGGUGACCCACUGCCCUCGUGGGCUUAGAGCCCAGCUUUCCGGAGGAGGUGCCGUCUCUCUUGGGAUCUGGAGGGUGAAGGACAUGGAAUCAGAAAGGGAGG